AUGGUGCAAGGAGUCCUGAGCAGCUGCUGGUUGUGCCUCUGGGAGCCAGGCUGGUUCAAAGCUCCCCCCCUCCGCCUGCUCUCUGGGGCCUUGGAGAGCUUACAGUACUCCCGCAUCCAACCAAGUUUCCGCCAAACUGCUGGAAGAACCUUCUUCUGCUUCCUCCAGGUCACCCCAGAUGAGGCAGCUUUGGCCAAAAUCGAGGAUGAGGUCAGCCUUGAGGGGCACGGGCUCGUCACCUGGGGCGCUUGCUUUCUUAAAGGCCUGACCGGGCGGGAGGUCCUGACGCCCUUCCCGGGGCUGGGCACGGCGGCAGCCCCCGUGCAAGGCGGGGCCCACCUGAAGCAGUGUGACCUGCUGAAGCUGUCCCGCAGGCAGAAGCAGCUGUGCCGGCGGGAGCCCGGCCUGGCCGAGACCCUGCGGGACGCCGUGCACCUCGGCCUGCUCGAGUGCCAGUUCCAGUUCCGGGACGAGCGCUGGAACUGCAGCCUGGAGGGGAGGACUGGCCUCCUCAAGAGAGGCUUCAAGGAGACGGCCUUCCUGUACGCGGUGUCCGCGGCCGCCCUCACCCACGUGCUGGCCCGCGCCUGCAGCGCCGGGCGCAUGGAGCGCUGCACCUGCGAUGACUCCCCGGGCCUGGAGAGCCGGCAGGCCUGGCAGUGGGGCGUGUGCGGCGACAACCUCAAGUACAGCACCAAGUUCCUGAGCAACUUCCUGGGACCCAAGAGAGGAAGCAAGGACCUGCGGGCGCGGGCAGAUGCCCACAACACCCACGUGGGCAUCAAGGCCGUAAAGAGUGGCCUCAGGACCACGUGUAAGUGCCACGGCGUGUCGGGCUCCUGUGCCGUGCGCACCUGCUGGAAGCAGCUCUCCCCGUUCCGCGAGAUGGGGCAGGUGCUGAAGCUGCGCUAUGACUCCGCUGUCAAAGUGUCCAGCGCCACCAACGAGGCCUUGGGCCACCUGGAGCUGUGGGCACCUGCCAGGCCCGGCAGCCCCGCCAAGGGCCUGGCACCCCGACCCGGGGACCUGGUCUACAUGGAGGACUCACCCAGCUUCUGCCGGCCCAGCAAGUACUCGCCGGGCACCGCGGGCAGGGUGUGCUCCCGGGAGGCCAGCUGCAGCAGCCUGUGCUGUGGGCGCGGCUACGACACCCAGAGCCGCCUGGUGGCCUUCUCCUGCCACUGCCAGGUGCAGUGGUGCUGCUUUGUGGAGUGCCAGCAGUGCGUGCAGGAGGAGCUCGUGUACACCUGCAAGCACUAGGCCUGUGCCCAGCUGUCCAGCCGGCCUCUCUGGGCAUGUACACGCAGCGUGC
Choloepus didactylus (southern two-toed sloth) is the source of this 1312-nucleotide messenger RNA. It is a transcript of the gene WNT9B, whose product is annotated as Wnt family member 9B. Gene Ontology annotation, molecular function: frizzled binding; cytokine activity. Gene Ontology annotation, biological process: neuron differentiation; cell fate commitment; multicellular organism development. The record is from RefSeq and is a predicted model, not a curated record. Gene Ontology annotation, cellular component: extracellular region. The coding region runs from base 1 to 1260 and encodes 419 amino acids. The transcript is spliced from 5 exons. NCBI's taxonomy places the organism in Eukaryota, Metazoa, Chordata, Mammalia, Pilosa, Megalonychidae.